Messenger RNA from Otolemur garnettii (small-eared galago), 1571 nucleotides. RefSeq names its product dual specificity phosphatase 13 (gene DUSP13B). Gene Ontology annotation, molecular function: MAP kinase phosphatase activity; protein tyrosine/serine/threonine phosphatase activity. Lineage: Eukaryota; Metazoa; Chordata; Mammalia; Primates; Galagidae. The record is from RefSeq and is a predicted model, not a curated record. Bases 439 to 1314 code for a protein of 291 amino acids. The transcript is spliced from 7 exons. Gene Ontology annotation, biological process: negative regulation of MAPK cascade; protein dephosphorylation. Gene Ontology annotation, cellular component: cytoplasm.
ACUGGAGAAACAGGAGUGACCGCAGAGGCAGAGGGUGGGCCGGCUGGCCCAUGGCUGAGGCCUCGCUCCCAGAACUCGGGGAAGAUGCCGAAGCCACGCCUUGCCCCAGCAUCCCGGAGUUGGAGGAGCUACUGAGAGAGGGGACGGUCUCUUCCACCCAUGUGGAUGAAGUUUGGCCCAACCUUUUCAUUGGAGAUGCGGCCACGGCAAAUAACCGCUUUGAGCUCUUCAAAUUGGGCAUCACCCACGUGUUGAACGCCGCCCACGGGGGCCUCUUCUGUCAGGGCAGCCCCGAAUUCUACGGCAGCAGCGUGAGCUACCUGGGGGUGCCGGCCCACGACCUCCCUGAUUUCGACAUCAGUGCCUACUUCUCCUCUGCAGCCGACUUCAUCCACUGUGCCCUCUGCACACCUGGGGAACUGGUCUUUACUUCCUGCCAUGGGACUCUGCCACCUUGCUACCCUGACACUGGCCCUGCUGGUGCUGCCAGAGGCUCUAACCCAGGUGGCUGCCCAGAAGAUGACAAGAGUCCAGCAUGGGGUCCACCCAAGAGCCUGCUCCUCCAUCUCCUUCAUCCUGGUGUCUGCACCUCCUGUCAGCCACUGUCUUCAGUCCCCACAGAAACAGCAUCAAGUGUACAGAGACAGGCAGCUGGAAGCCGACAGCACAUACUGCCUAUCAGGGAAGAUCACAGCCUGGGCCAGACACCUCCACAGAAUGGACUCGCUACAGAAGCAGGACCUCCGGAGGCCUAAGAUCCAUGGGGCACUCCGGGUGUCGCCCUACCAGCCGCCCACACUGGCUUCGCUGCAGCGCUUGCUAUGGGUCCAUCGGGCUCCCAUGCUGAACCACGUCGAUGAGGUCUGGCCCAACCUCUUCCUGGGAGAUGCGUACGCAGCCCGGGACAAGAGCAAGCUGGCUCAGCUGGGCAUCACCCAUGUUAUAAAUGCUGCUGCAGGCAAGUUUCAAGUGGACACAGGUGCCAAAUUUUACCGAGGAAUGCCCUUGGAGUACUAUGGCAUUGAGGCUGAUGACAACCCCUUCUUUGACCUCAGCGUCUACUUUCUGCCUGUUGCUCGGUACAUCCGAACUGCUCUCAGUGUUUCCCAAGGCCGCGUCCUGCUACACUGUGCCAUGGGGGUAAGCCGCUCUGCUACGCUCGUCCUGGCCUUCCUGAUGAUCUGCGAGAACAUGACACUGGUAGAGGCCAUCCAGACGGUGCAAGCCCACCGCGAUAUUUGCCCCAACUCGGGCUUUCUCCGACAGCUCCAGGUUCUGGACAACCGACUGGGGCGGGAGAUGGGGCGGCUCUGACCUGGCAGGCACCCAGGAGCCCUGACCCUCCAUCCAGCAUGGCCCAACUGAUCAGCCUGGACCUGGGGACAGCAGCUUCUGCUGUUCCCUGUGACCCUGAGAUGUAAACAGCAAGUGGAGACUUAGCUGAGGCAAAGGCAGGGAUGGCUGGGUGGUAACCUUUAGCAGGUGAAUUUCCCUGACCCAAUCCAGAGAUUCUUUAUGCAAAAGAAAGUUCAGUCUGUCUCUAUAAUAAAAGGUUCAUCAUACUAAAGACA